CCAGACCCUGGACUGUUUCAGGCACAGCUGUUUCCAUUCAUCAGCCUAGGACGUCCAAGGAGCGAAAACCUGCCCACUCCAUCCACGUGACUCUCAUCUCCCUCUGGGGAGGGGGAUAGCAUAGGGCGGGUCUGGAAAGCUGGGAUACAUCAUUCUGGCCUCCGUACCCCUCCCUUUCUCAGUCCAUUGGGAGGCAGAAGACAGGAAAUGACUGCCAUGGAUGUGGUAUGAUUUUUUACUGAAACAGCAUUUUGUAGCCCAGGCCCCAUGCUGUCCACAGCUGUUUUUCUCUCUGAUACCAGCCAGGUGGCCCCGUCCUUUGUGUUCCCCUCCUCACCCCCUCACAUGACUUCAGCCUUUGGAUUCUCAGCUCCUGGCAGCUUUCCACAUUCCACUGCUCUUUCAGAACCCAGGCAUCCUGGCCUCCAGCUGAAACCGCUGCAUGUGGCUUCCCCCACCCCUGGCCCCGUGACUCAGGCCCUCUGAAGGGACCAGCCCUCUUCUUGGCACUCACUGGGGAGGGGGGCAGGGGAAGGGGGGCCAGGUGGUGACAUCACAGUUGAGGGGUAUAAAAGCUUUGAGCCAAAACAGAAUUGAAAUUGAAGACACUGAGAAAACCUGACUGCGCAGCCUGUGCUCCUGGGGACCUCUUAGGACCCCCGGCCUGCUACUCACUGCAUCAAGGCCUACCCACUGCACCCAGUUCAUUCAUCAGCUGUUUCUCGCGCUUCAUGCACUGCUGGUCGCACACUUCCCUCUGCUGGGUCAGACGACAUUUUAUUCUUUUUCGCCCAAAACCAAGCACAUAGGCUGUUCAGAAGUUGGAUGACAAAGGGGUGUAUCGUCUCAUUUCCACCUCUUUCCUGUUCUCCUCUCGGUCCCCGUUCGGUCGUGUUUCCCUGUCUCUAGAGCUUUUGUUGAGGGAGGGGGGCCUGCAAGGUGUGAGGGCUGGCCGGCCUUCACCCUUCCCCCUCCUUCCCUUCCAGACCCCAUGCCGGGAAAUCCCCGCCUUCUGUGGCUCCUGGCUGUCACCUUCUCCUUGGUUCCCAGAGCGCAGCCCUUGGCGGGAGACGCGGAAGAAGAGGAGCAAAAUGAGACACCUCUGCCGGCUGUCCCCUGCGACUACGACCGCUGCCGCCACCUGCAGGUGCCCUGCCAGGAGCUGCAGAGGGCCGGCCCGACGACGUGCCUGUGCCCCGGCCUCUCCAGCGCCACGCAGCCGCCCGACCCGCCACGCCUGGGGGAAGUGCGCAUGGAGGCCGAGGCGGGCCGCGCCGUGGUGCACUGGUGCGCCCCCUUCUCCCCGGUCCACCAGUACUGGCUGCUGCUUUGGGAAGGCGCCGGGGCUCCGCAGAAGGGGCCCCCCCUCAACUCGACGGUCCGCCGAGCGGAGCUGAAGGGCCUGAAGCCCGGGGGCGCAUACGUCGUCUGCGUGGUGGCCGCCAACGCGGCCGGGGAGAGCAGCGUGCCCGGGGCCGAGGGCCUCGACGGCGCGGGCGGCCCCGCCUUCGGGCCCUGCGGCCGGCUGACUGUGCUGCCGAGGCCACUCACGCUGCUGCACGGGGCCGUGGGCGUGGGCUCGGCGCUGGCCCUGCUCAGCUGCUCCGCCCUGGUCUGGCACUUCUGCCUGCGCGAGCGCUGGGGCUGCCCCCGCCGAGGCCGCCCGAGCGGCGCGGGACUCUGAGGCCGCCCGGGGGCCUCUCCGGCCAAGCUAAGCCCGGCGCCGCUCCGGGGGAGGUGGCGGCCCCCGACAGACGGCGGGAUGGAAGGCCGGGCGCUGGGCCCCCACUGAGUCGGUUCAGGCCCCAGACUUUCCACUCUGCCCCGAGCUUAGGUUUAGGAGUAGAGGAGGUCAGCAAAUUUUUUCUUAAGGGACCAGAAUAAUUUAGGCUUUGUGGUUCCAGGGGAUAAAAUCGAAGAUAUCAUGUAGUUCUUACACAACCAUGUAACCAUUUAAAAAUGUAAACAUCAUUCUUAGCUCUUGGGACUUACAAGUCAGGCCCUGGCCAGAUUCGGCCCGUUGGCUACGGUUAGUCUACGUCUGUCGUACAGCCUCAAAAGGGCCCUGCCACUAUGGGUGGCUUCCGUGGGGUUUUGAGAAUAAGCUGCUGCGGUAUGGGAGUUUGGGGCUAGAGACCACUCCUUCUCCUUCUGCCUUUUUGUUUAGAUAGUGAGGAUGCGCGCUGAGUUAGAAUCUGCCUGUGUCUGAGGCAGGUGGAAAUAAAUGACUGACAUGGGGUGGAGAAGAGAAGGACUGCCCAAGCUGCUGUCUGGGACAAGCUUGCGGUUUUGGUAGUAAAAUUAUAAUAAUAAUAAUACAAUAAUAGCAAAGGAUUCCCCCUCCCCCAUUUGUGUUUAUUGUAUAUUCACUGUAACAACAUUAAAGGAGAUGUAAAAGGAAAA
Molecule: messenger RNA, 2403 nt
Organism: Delphinapterus leucas (beluga whale)
Lineage: Eukaryota; Metazoa; Chordata; Mammalia; Artiodactyla; Monodontidae
Source: RefSeq, a predicted model, not a curated record